GGGCUGGAAUUGGUGCCUAGAGGGACAGAGGGCUUGGAUUAGGGGUGCAAAAUGGGGAAACGGGGUGAAUAGGAGGUAUAGGCAUGCCAGAGGGAUAGUCAGAUGAAGAGUAAGAGUUUUUUCGGAAUUUUGAGGAUUCUGACCUUUUUUAGAUAGUGAAGAAUAUCUCACCCGAAAUUUUUCACCUGAGAUAGAUCAGAACAUUCACACAGUAUUUAUGAAUAACUCAAGUAUCUUCAACUUGAACCUGCGGAAAUCGAGCUGUAGUUCUAAAUACUUUCUUCAGAUCAAGCCGUAUCAUCACAUAAAAUAACUUGUCAGAUCUGGGGUUUCUCACAAAACAAAUUGUAUCCCCAAAUAAAUCAAAGGGGUCACGAAAGAAGAGGAGGACUGUUAAUGUUACCCAAAGAGUAAAGAGCUUCAGUCCUAAGUCACCUAAAGAUCAACAAGAAAAGAAGAGCUCGAUCUUUAGUGCUAAGAAUUUGAAAUUAGGCAAGGGAAAAUAAAUCAGUGAACCUCCAAGUUGAUGUUUCUCAGGAUUAUUUGAACUCAGCCAUGACUGCAGAUGCAAGGCCAAUGAAUACUAAUAAAAACAUGACUUACUCUAAAAGCUUUCACAGAAAAGGCAAGUCAUUGAUCCAGAAGAGGAUUACCAAUAUUGAGAACUCUAUCGAUGAAAUGGAAGUAAAAUUCCAGAUUGAUUCUGACAAGACUAAGAUGCACCACACCAAGAGGUUCUUAUCACCAGAAGAUGGUCUGAACUUUAGCUCUUCGAACCUGCUGAUGAGUGAAACUAACGAAAACAUGAAGAGGACUACUUUCUCAAUAAAUACUGAGAAAAAUACACCAAGAAGGUUAAGUCUUUUGACACCAAAUAAGGCAAAUUUUCAGAAGGAUGCUGAUUGGCAGACCCAGGACUUUCUCGAUCGCAACAAAGAAGUUUACAACGUUCUCCAAGAAGCAUAUGCUUCUCUUGAAGUGCCAAAAAGUCACCAGAAAGUGUUUGAUAGAAUUUUUAAGACCUUUGAGAAGAACUGAAAAGAUUUAGUGAAGUUUCAUGGCAAAUCAGAGACAGAUUUGGAGAAAUUACUCAAUCUGAACCAGUGAAAAAUCAUUCAGUUAGAGACUAGACUUGCGGAGUACAAGAAAAUGAUGUCUGAUGCCGCAAGGAGGGAAAUAAUCUCCCAAAACAAGAAACGGAUGCGAGAAAUAGACCAGAACUUAGAAGCUUUUGAUAACCUGAAAUAAUAUAAGAUUUUCAAAAAGAAAGAUUGCUAAUCAGAGCAAGGUCACUUUUGAGCUAGAGAAGUUAUACUCAAUAUCUUCUAUCGGUGCUAACACAGUUGAAACAGAUAGAUACUCUAAGAAAGAGUUACAAAUUGCAGGUUUCGAAGUCUGGAAGAAUAUGUUGAAAAGCAAAGGGAUUGAUAUUCAGAAUAUGAGCGCUCAGUCAAUGAUAAAAAUUCUCCAAAUAAAAGGGCCAAAUGCGUUCAGAAGUGUUGAGGUCCAAACAGACCAAAUUGAGCUACAAUCUGAGAUGAAAAUAUUAGAGAAGAACUUCGUGAAUCUCAAGGCUCAAAAUGAGCAGCUACAGCAAGAAAAAGAAGAAGAUUUGGAAAGAAUUAGGGAACUCCAGAUCUUGGAAAGGACACUUGAAGAGCGUAUCAAGGAUCUUCAGAUGAAGAAAAUCUCACUUGAGAACAAUCUUGAGGAGAAAGAGGUUGAAAUCACUAAGCUUAAUUACAAAGUGAAUGAGCUUAAGGACCAGGCUGAGCUGAGAAAAGAAGAGUUUGAAACCCAAAAGAAGAAGCUAAGCUCAUUAGCCAAGAACCUCAAUGAGAUCAAGAUGGAAAGAUCUAAAUGGAAAGGAAAGUUCCAGAAAGAUGAAUUAGAUUCACAAUCUGCUCUCUCGAUCUCUGAUAGUGAUGAAGAACCUUCUAAUAAAAGACCAAGCAUGCACCCCAGGAGAAGGAUUUCUGCUUUACAAGAGAUGAAAGAGAGUGAUCUACUGAGAGGUAGUAGCAUUACUCCAAUUGAUGAAGAAGAUGAAGAGGAUCAUCCUAACAUGAAUAAAACUACGACCUUCACUAACAUUGACAAGCUGGAUAUUAGUGAUGAAGAGAGUAUGUCAGAAUCAUAUUCAGAAACUUCCAAGUUUGAGUACGAAAGAGGGUCUAAAAAUACAAGUUCGAACUUGAUAAGGUCGAACACUAAACUAAGAGAAUAUGCCAGAAUGAGCACAUUCAGGUCUGACAGUAGCAACAAUAGUAAAAAGUUCAAGUUCAGGAACAAAGUUGGCCGAAGAGAUGUACUUGUCCAGACUGACAAGAAAAUGUUUGACAAAUUCUUGAAGCAUAAGUGCAAUGAAUUCCUGAAAAAGAGAAAAGGAAGAGAAAGGAACAAACUUGUACAGACAGAGGAGGAAGUCUCUGAAGCAGAGGAGCAACGUCAGAAGGAACUCUUACUCCAGUACGGGCAUAAAUUUUCAAGAGCUGGCGAUUCAAGCUUCAGAGGGUUUUCUAGUGGAGAAAAUAAUGAAAUUGUAUAUAAGAAUCCCCAAAGAGCUUCUCUUCAGCUGUUCCCGCUGACUAUUCAGGAAGAGUCUGAUAUGUUUGAAGUUACUGGAACUCCUGCCAGGAGGGAGAGUAACGCAAAAGAUUCUUUCAGAUACCCUCUGAAGAGUUUGAGAAAACCCAGAGAAUCCCAAUUUAAGCAAGGGUCAUUUAACUGUUUAGGAAGCAGAAGGCAGAGAAGUUUUAUGAUGAUGGGAUAAGCUCUGAUUCCAAGAAGAAGAAGAAGGCAAAUGUUAAGAAGAAGAUAUAUUUUCUUAUUGAUCAUUUUUAGAUGAGUUCUAUCCAAAUAGAUGCUUAUCUUCCUCCUCCUAAGAGAACACCUAACUUGGCAUCACAAAGAAGGAAGACAAGGAUGCUCUCCAAAGGAAAUUCUCAGCAGGUCAGCUUCUUUUCAAGGGGACUUGAUUCUUCAAGAGGAAAUAACUCUUCAGAAGGAGAACGCAAUAGUAAGAUGUCUCAAUUCCGAGGUGAGUCUCAAGAUGGUUAAAGCCUUAUUUGGUCAUCCUUAGUAGACAAGAAUAAUGAAAAUUGAAAAUAAUGAUGAUUCAUAUUAUUUUCCGUGAAUUUUGAAAAUAGAAAA
This is a messenger RNA of Moneuplotes crassus, 3153 nucleotides long. NCBI's taxonomy places the organism in Eukaryota, Ciliophora, Spirotrichea, Euplotida, Euplotidae. The record is from the annotation of a GenBank genome assembly.